This is a messenger RNA of Coffea eugenioides, 1182 nucleotides long. Its product is annotated as transcription factor E2FA-like. Gene Ontology annotation, cellular component: RNA polymerase II transcription regulator complex. The record is from RefSeq and is a predicted model, not a curated record. The transcript is spliced from 10 exons. Gene Ontology annotation, biological process: regulation of transcription by RNA polymerase II. Gene Ontology annotation, molecular function: RNA polymerase II cis-regulatory region sequence-specific DNA binding; DNA-binding transcription factor activity, RNA polymerase II-specific; protein dimerization activity. Bases 229 to 1182 code for a protein of 317 amino acids. NCBI's taxonomy places the organism in Eukaryota, Viridiplantae, Streptophyta, Magnoliopsida, Gentianales, Rubiaceae.
UACUACUACUAGUAAAAACAUCACAUAAUACACACCUCCCCCCACUACACCUCUUUCCUCCUCGUUCUCACACACUACACGCACUAAAACCACCCGCCACCUUCCCACUCCAAUUACCCAGACGCGCUUCCGAUCAGUAACACCCACCGGGGAACGGCUUGGGUUCUUACUGUCAGUUAAUUGGACCGAAAACAUUAAGUAAAUUGCAAUUAUAAUAAUUUAACGGUAAUGUCUACGCCUCAAGCUCCGUCAAGAGGGGCUGCUGCCGGGGGCCGCCAGAUUCCGCAGCCGAUCAAGCGACACUUACCUUUCUCAUCUAUGAAGCCGCCUUUCGUUCCUCCCGAGGAUUACCACCGGUUCUCCACCCCAGCUGGCGCCGGCACUGAAACUGUCCGGAUUCAGGACGCCGAAGCUAUCGUUGUCAAAUCUCCUCCAAUAAAACGGAAGUCCAGAACAGAUAAUCAUGAAGUUUCAUCUACAGACUGGGCUGCUAGUCCUGGGAAUACUCGUACAGUCAGCAGCCCAAUUUGCACUCCUGUAUCUGCCAAGGGAGGAAAGGCAUACGGCAGAUCAAAGGUCACAAAAGGGGAUAUGUCUGGACCUUCAACUCCUUUGUCCAAUGCAGGUUCUCCUGCUCCUCUCACUCCAGCAGGCAGCUGCCGCUACGACAGCUCUUUGGGUCUUCUGACAAAAAAAUUCAUCAACUUGAUAAAGCAUGCAGAGGAUGGAAUUCUGGAUCUGAACAAGGCAGCAGAGACGUUGGAGGUGCAAAAAAGACGGAUAUAUGACAUUACAAAUGUUCUUGAAGGAAUUGGUCUAAUUGAAAAGAAAUUGAAAAACAGAAUCCAUUGGAAGGGCCUUGAUGCAUCAAGACCAGAUGAAGUGGAAAACGAUGCUUCUAUCUUACAGGCAGAAGUUGAGAAUCUUUCCAUGGAAGAACGAAGAUUAGAUGAUCGCAUCAGAGAGAUGCGAGAAAGAUUGAGGGAUUUGAGUGAAGAUGAAAUCAAUGAAAAAUGGCUUUUUGUGACCGAAGAGGAUAUCAAGACUUUACCUUGCUUUCAGGUACUUUUUUAUUGUUUGGUUAUGAGGCAAUGCCCCUUCAAUGUGCUGGUAAGACAAAUAAUAUGGAAAGAAGUUCACCUUGAUCACCGACACAACAUUUUGCUUCCUGGUGCUGAUUGA